Symsagittifera roscoffensis is the source of this 1473-nucleotide messenger RNA. RefSeq lists its product as uncharacterized. The coding region runs from base 629 to 1195 and encodes 188 amino acids. The transcript is spliced from 4 exons. The record is from RefSeq and is a predicted model, not a curated record. NCBI's taxonomy places the organism in Eukaryota, Metazoa, Xenacoelomorpha, Acoela, Convolutidae.
UGUCUUGACCAGGAAUUGGAGAUAGCGUUCUUCAACAUAAUUUCACUCUCCAAUUUCCACUUUGCUUUUUACCACAUUUCGAGGCUAAUAUAUACCAUAGUCAUGCGUGUAAAAGGCUAAGCGUUUAUUGUAAUAUAAAGUGUAUAAAAGAGGUUUCUCAUUCCGCCAAUAUCCUCUGAGUGAUAAAUUCGCCCGCAUGGUAUAGACGCAGGAAAGGUAGUAAAUAGUUAAAUUGUUAGUAUAUUAUUUUCUGGUUAAGCAACUUCCGGCCCCAAGGCACCCAGGAAACACCGCAUUUACCAUCAAACGCCAUUACCAAUACCUCAAUUUCAUUUGAUGAAAAAGUCGAAUUGAAUUUUUUCGUUUCAUCAUAUAUCCCUUUCAGUCAGAAAUCAAACCCAACAAAUUUUCUAUUAAAAUUCAUUCUCUUCAUAACACAUUAUCUCAAAACAGCAUUAUCAUUUUUAAAGUUCCCAUCACAAAAUCAGUCACCUUGUUAGAUAGUUUCAUAAAAAAAAACUAUUUUUCAGAAAAUCGAGACAAAGUUUUACAAUCUGACUCCAACUACUUUUAACUUACAAUAACUUGAAAAAGAAAUAGAUAUAAAAACAGCAUCGCACAAUUUAGCAUGACCGAUUCGCAGUCGACGAAGACUAGGAAAGUGUUCGUGCCAGUUGACGGGAGUCCGGACAGCGAGAGGGCCUUCAGUUGGUACAUUGCAAACAUGAGGCGGGAUUCGGACAUAGUGAGAGUGUUCCACAUACCCGAACCUGUGUCACUCCCUCUAUUUACACUUACAGAAGGCGUCAACACUCCGUUUAAGAACUGGGAGAGUAAAUUGCAGGAUAAGCUGAAGAAAGUGACGGAACUGGAAGACCACUACAACUACAAACUAGUCAGCUGCAAACUAGCUUCCCAUGGAUCUGUACUCAUCUCCCAGAACGAGGUGACAGGGAAGGAGAACCUGGCCCAUGAGAUCUGCCAGGAGGCAGACAAGUUCGAGGCGGACAUGAUAGUGAUGGCCAGUACAGGGUGGGGAGGUGUGAAGAAGAAGCUGCUCAAGGGGGGCAGUGUGGCUAACUUCGUUGUCCAGAUAGCACUUCUGCCGGUGAUGCUGGUACCCACAGCCAAAAAUGAGGCGAGGAUGCAGGAGCGAAGAGCCAGCAUCAGACGGGACAGCAAUUGUUCCAAUUAGACACUCGGAAAAAACUCAAAAUUAAGAGAAAAGUAACCAACAUAUGAGAUGAGAAGGGCAUAGUUAUGAAAACUAAAACAUUUUUAAAACUCUACUAAUCGAAAAAAUGAUAUAAGAUUGAGAACUUGAACUCAAUUAUGCAAUGUUAUUGAUAAUGAAAUACAGGAUCAAUUGAAGAUGACGUUUUUCUAGAAUGAUAGAUUAUGAAUAUUUUCAACCAAUUUUAAACAGUAACAUCUAGUGUAGUUUGUCUAUUGAUAAAUUAAUGUCUUUUUAAA